This is a messenger RNA of Ogataea philodendri, 435 nucleotides long. RefSeq lists its product as uncharacterized. The record is from RefSeq and is a predicted model, not a curated record. The transcript has a single exon. NCBI's taxonomy places the organism in Eukaryota, Fungi, Ascomycota, Pichiomycetes, Pichiales, Pichiaceae. Bases 1 to 435 code for a protein of 144 amino acids.
AUGCACGAUGAACCAAGAACCAAGAAAGAGCCCAGGAUCAGCAGAUGGGUCGUUUUCAUUUCACGGCUGAACAGUCUUUUAGCUAGGGCAGGGACCAGAUCUUCGUCUUCAGGCACAAUUCCGCCCACAGCUGAAGAUUCUGGAGCAGGUGUAGGUGCUGGAGCUGGCUUUGAAUCGUCUUCGUGUUGGCCCGAUAUCAUGAGAAUGACUCCAAAGGUCAUGAUCAGGACGAUGGACAGGAUACGCCACGUCAUCUUUUCGAGCUUGAACACCACACCCCAAAAUAGCACAAAUAUCAACGAUGAUGUCUUGAUCAUCGUGUAUAGCGAGAGUGAUAUGAAUCUGAAUGCUGUGUUUCCAAGACCAAUGUCACCGGCUGAAGCAAUGGAACACGGUAAGAUCUUGGUCAGGUAUUCUUUCACAGGCAUCAAGUAG